GUCCUUGUGGAGGUGAGUGAUGCAGCUGGCAGUGCCGGAUAAUCACCCUCAUCAUCCUCCUAAUCCCCGCCUCUCCCCGGGCACACACCGCUCACUGCCUGUUAUUACAUUCUAGGUGGGAAUAAGGAAUGGCCUUCCCUGCCGAUCUCUUGGAGAACUGUAGCCAUGAUGAACUGGAGAGCCUGUCAGAGGAUUAUUUGUCUUACCUCCGAUGUGCUGACCCUGAUAAUCCGGAGUAUUUAUCACCGCAGAUUGGAAGAGAGGUACCAAUCAGACUUAGUACAGUAGGAUAUGUCCCACUUUAUGGAGGAGAUCAGACACACAAAAUCCUGGCUCUUUUUGCACCCGAAGAUUCAUUGACAGCUGUGGCACUGUAUCUUGGUCACCAGUGGUGGACAAUAGAUGACGUUGUUAGGACAUCAAACUCCUCUCGAGAAGGCCUUCAGCAGGCCAGGUCUCUUGGAGAAAGAAUUGUUCUAUACGUGCUAAACCGAAUUAUAUAUCGAAAGAAAGAAAUGGAGCGGAAUGAGGUUCCCUUCCUGUGUCACAACAGCUCAGACUAUGCCAAGAUUUUGUGGAGGAAGGGGGAAGCCAUUGGAUUCUAUUCUGUGAAGCCUUCGGGAAGUAUGUGCACAGCAUAUCUAACACAAAACUACACGCUCCCAGUUCUGGACACGAUGUUUGUGAGAAAGCGAUAUCGUGGUAAAGAUUUUGCUUUACAAAUGCUUGAAGAUUUUGUUGACUGUUUCACAGAAGACUCACUUGGACUGAGGUAUCCUCUGUCAUCGUUAAUGUAUACAGCCUGCAAACAGUAUUUAGUCAAGUACCCUGGAGACCAGGAGCUGCUUUGGGAAGUUGAAGGAGUUGGUCAUUGGUUCCAGAGAACACUUAUCUCCACUAUUAUAAAGAGAGAAUCACAGAGAUUAUUGGAAACCGAAGUUGCCAAAGACGAUGCAGUUCCUCAGUCUACAGAACAAGAGUCAGUGCAGCCACCAGCCGAAUCCCAGAUAGAAGAUUCACAUGAGACUAAGCAAAAGGAGGACAUUCAGAUAGUGGAGAGCAAGUGCGCAGACAAGCAGGUGGAACCAGAUGAGGAAAAAACUGUUACAAAUGCUGAUGCCAGUACUGCUGAAGAACAUGACGUAACACCUGUCUCCACUCGCACAAGAAGCAGUCAUCUGAAGCGGCCAAAGAUUGGAAACAAAGUUGUUGAAACAGUGGUGGAGGAGACUGCUAGCAGUGAUCUUGCAUUCAAUAAACUGGAGUCUAAAGAGCAGAUAGUGGAGAAUUUCAAAGAACUCAUUCAGCAGCUCGCAGAAGAAAAAGAUGAGAUUGACAUGAGCAAGCUACAGGAGGAGAUCUCUGCCAAGCCAGUGAAGCAAAUGUUAAGUGAGAGUCAGGAUUCUGAAAAAGAGGAAAAUAGUGAGGACAAACAGGAGGUUGAAUUGGAGCCAGUAAAUGGUGAUAUCACAAAGGAAGUCUUUGAGCCUCAGCUGGUAAAUGCACAUGAAAUACCAAGAGAAGCUUCAGAUGCAGGAUCCAAUUUAGAACCAGGGGACAGUGAUGGAAAAUAUCUCACCACCCUGGUUUCAGUUAACAUGGACUUAGAGAAAUCCUUUGAAGACUCAUUUCCACACCAGGUCUUUUCUCCAGAUGAGCUAGAGGCUGCCUCCGAUGAAAACAUGAUAACCGGACUGGAGGAAACAGUCAUACAAAAUGAGGAGUUUAAAGAGAGAAUGGUAACAAAAUCUGCUGAAGACCAUACAGAUAAUGGCCUUCCUGGCGACACAGAGGGCAGUACUGCAGAAGAGUGUCCAACAUCUGACGAAACAUCUACCCUGGACACCGGCUCCAUAGAAGAAACAGUUCACGUCACAGCAGAAACGUUGCCUUUUCUCCGGCAAGGUGGGCUUCUUGUGGUUGAACUUCAGGAUGUAGCAUUCCGGCACCAAUCUGAUGGACAAAGGAGCAUUUCUGGAGAACAGUCUGAAGGAUCUGUGGAGACCGAUCAGUCAGCCCAUAAAUCUAGAGAGAGAGGCGCCGAGAGCAGUUCAGAAGAAGUGGAGACAGAGAUUCCCAUAGUAGGCAGAAGAGGUGGUCUGCGCAGGAAGGGCAGGGGCUAUAAAGGACCCCCCAAGAGAAAAGCCAAGUUAUCAGCUUAGCUGAUGGUAGUAUGUACCUUACAUGUUCCCCUUCACACAAUAUUUGUAAAACAGGAUAAUCUAGAUUUUUUUUUUUAAAGUUCUAUAAAGUUGUGCAGCAUAGGUCACAGACAUUUGUAUUUGUUAAAUUUUAAAGUUUUCUGGUUCAUGUUAUUUUUUUCUAUUUGUGUUUUUUGUGUGUUUUACCAGUCUCACGUUUCUUAUUACGUCGCACACACUUGGCACUCAGGUGUCAGAACCUAGCAAAAAGCACAAGUGUGAAAUGACGGGCACAU
Molecule: messenger RNA, 2437 nt
Organism: Bufo bufo (common toad)
Lineage: Eukaryota; Metazoa; Chordata; Amphibia; Anura; Bufonidae
Gene: FAM169A
Product: family with sequence similarity 169 member A
Exons: 14
Coding region: 129-2162 (677 amino acids)
Source: RefSeq, a predicted model, not a curated record